AUGUCGGAGGAGCAUUUGAGGCGUCCCAGUGAUACCGAUGAGGGAAGCCAACGGUCCCGGGGUGAGGGACACUCGAACAAUAAGGGUCGGACGUAUGCGGAAUAUGCCGAGAAUGAUGUUGACGCUGAAGAGGCAGAGCUGGAGGGGAAGGUUCUGCCACUGCUCAGUGCGAAACGGAAGGGUGGCGCUGGCGGAACGCCAGGCAAAUCGCGAAAGACCGAGAUUGGACGCAUCAAUGAGGAAUUCAAACGUCGAAAGAAGGCAGUAAAUGUGGCAGUCGUAAACGACGAAAGGCUUACUCGUAUUCCGCGCAACGUGGAGGAGCGCUAUCUUGGUCAUGUCAAUUAUACCGGACCACGCUUAAGGCGACCGGGAUCCGAGGACGUGCAUGAUAUCGAGCUAUUCCUCCUUCCCAAGUUCACCAUCGAUCAUCAUUACGCUACCAUCGAGGUUCGAGUUCCCGCAUUCUUCCUUUCGUGUAAACGAAAUGUGGCCGCUCGGUUGUCUGCAGUUUGGGGCACCGACAUUUACGCAGAUGACUCGGACAUGGUCGCAAUGUUAAUCCACUCCGGCUGGUACCGUCCGUUCGAUUCCACUGGUGUCAACUAUACAGGCGCAGCGUUUCCAAAUGCUGUGGACAUUGUACCUCCCAAAGUAGAGCCUGGAAAAACCGAAGGUGAACUCGUUGAGGCACAACUUUCGCCGUCUACCGCAACAAAGAUACCGGAUCAACUCAAGGACGGUGCAAAAGCUGCCGACGUCCGCCUAAUUCCUCCAGCCGUGGUGACGCCUAUUGUCGGGAAAGCCGAUCCAAAGGACGGUCUGGCCGAUCAUGACAUUUUCGUGACACUUCGCGUUCUCCCGCGACUCGUCAAGUACGCCGGAUCCCUCAGAAACGGUGUCGAAUCACGCGGUUGGGGUUCAGCGCACGAUGGGGAAAGCGUUCGGAUUGAGAAGGUGGUUGCAGUUGAGAAAGGAAUGGUGUCAAAACAUGGGAGGAAGAGCGCGGCGAAGCAAUGGAGCGCGAUGGCAAAGGUGAUUGGAAAGACGAAGCCAGGCUCAAAGGAGGCAGAUGGAUCCGCAUUGCACGCUGGCUGGGGCGAGGCGGAACCCGCCAAAGGUGCUGGGCCGGUCACGGUGGUGUUCUCUGAUGAUGGAGAAGCAUGCAUCAAGUACGGACAGAGGUUCCUCCUCGACUGGCCACCCUACCUUCGAGCCAAGUGCGAGAAAGCUGCGGUCAAGAAGGUGAUUGGCAAGGAAACUCCGGCCGAGCCCACCAAACCCAGUGACCCAGCCGUUAUCACUUACAUCGACACAUUCGAGGAUUCGGAACUUCUGAAUGCCCAAAAAUGGCCUUACUGGAGAUUGGGACUCUCCAAAGGCUCGUUGAUAAUGGAGGACGGCAAGAGGCACCGGUACGAGCUUGCACUGGCGGAGGUACAUUCAAGCAACCCGCCACCCACAGAGAAGGCCUUCAGUGAAACAUCAACCCGAUCUGAGCCGCGCUACCGCCUAGCCCGCCGUAACAGCAGACUCAACCCACUCCGGCGAUCGUCACUCGAGCGCAAACAAGCGCGAGAACCGCGCGCAGUUGACGCACCGGACAUUAUAGCAUCCGCGCUCAAGGCGGAGGAUAUCGACUGGACGGAUAAGGGCCUUGCUUUGGCGUCAGGCGAGACGGUGAAUGUUGCGAGAUUCUUCUGGAUGACGAACAGCAAGCCAGCUACUAAAUCCGCGCAAGACGCGGAUGUCAAGGGGCUAGGGAUUAAACCUGCAGAGGAGAAGCAGCCAUCGUAA
Messenger RNA from Fimicolochytrium jonesii, 1797 nucleotides. Its product is annotated as histone deacetylation protein Rxt3-domain-containing protein. The transcript has 5 exons. The record is from RefSeq and is a predicted model, not a curated record. Lineage: Eukaryota; Fungi; Chytridiomycota; Chytridiomycetes; Spizellomycetales; Powellomycetaceae. Bases 1 to 1797 code for a protein of 598 amino acids.